GCGUUCGUUACCACAGAAAAGUUUACGCGUCGAAAAACAUAGUACCAACUAUUGUUCGCGAGAGCACCUAUAACGAAAUAUAGCUGCUAGUGAACGCGACGAAAAUCUUUAGUGCCUAAUCCGCAGCCACAUCGUGAACGAGUGACUCUAACUACGUAAACGUGGUACGUUCGUCGGUCAAAAAAACCAUUGUUGCCACCCUAUAAGUGUCCGUCCGUAGGGUACCGCGUAAUCGGAGUGCGUCGCAGGAUCUUCAGUAACGGAUAAACCACUAGCACUGGAAUCUGAGGGAAGAGAGAAAUCCGGACCACCAUCGCGGGAGUCAACAAUGCUGAAAAUUAUCUUGAUAUUCGCACCGCUAUGUCUGGGUAUAACCACAAUCCUCGACUACUCACACUCUCAGUUGAUUCCGAUAAAGACAGGAACUUCAGCAAUGCAGAACGGAACUUUCAAAAUUAUUCACGUAUUUGACAUUUCAGAAUAUGAAAAAAUCUCCGGAACUUUCGAAGAAACCCUUAACAAUAUAAGCAGCAUGGAAAUGGCUGGCCGGUACACCGGACCAUAGUGACCACGAGGUUUUAAUUACAAAAAUUAAUGAGCAAUUAGAAAAUAAUAAUAAACAAGUAGUUAUCAAUAGAGUAUUGCAAGAUAGAAUCAAUGAAAUAACACAAACCUCAAAUAACAUAAUGAAAAUUGUAAAAGAUCAUUCUAAUAUUCAAGAGGAAAAAAUCACGUUUUUUAAAUACAAACUCCAAAUCUUUAAAGACGAUUUAACUAAUUUAAUUCAUGCCAUAGACUGGGCAAAAACAAAUACAAUAAACUCAAUAAUAUUGUCAGAAUCCGAAGUCAAAAUAAUAGAGCAGAUACUAGAAAGAGAAAAAAUCAUGUUCUUAAAUGCAGAAGAAUUGUUAGAAUUUAGCCAAAUAAAAAUCGCAAGUAAUGGAAAAAAUAUACUCUAUAUAAUCAACAUACCUUUAAUCUCAAAUGAAGUUUGUACAACCAUGUUAAUUAAGCCAAUUAAAAAAAAAAAUUAUAUCAAUGAAAUAAAAUUCGAAAAUAUUGUAAAAUGCGAAAAUUCAAUCUAUGCUAUAAGAGACUCAUGUGAGUCGCAUAAUGAAAAAACAAUUUGUAAUAAAAAUAAGUUAGUCGACUUAAGAAAUGAUACUUGUACUCUGUUACUAUUAAAAAGCCAACCUCCAAACUGCCGUGCUAUCAACAAUCAACACGUACCCAACCACGAACAGCUGUUUGUCGGAACAAUAUUGCUCAACGAUUUCAAUGGAUCAAUCAAGAUCGACGAAGAGGAAAUAGAACUCCAUGGUACCUUCCUGGUACAAUUCGAAAACUCCACGAUACGCAUCGAAGAUGACAUAUACGAAUCAAAAGUAAUGUCCUUCGCAGAAGCCACCCCACCGCUAUUUCAAAUCAUGGCGAAAACAAACAAGAUCGACGAAGUCCUUUCACUGCAAAUGCUCAAGGAAAUAAAUCUAAACAACACAAGAAAAUUAGAAACCCUAAAGAGCAGCAACGAUAUAAGAGCAACAAUCAAUAUAACUCUCUCUGGAACUCUACUGAUAAUUAUGGCCAUAGUUGGAUAUUUGCUAAAACGAAAGACCCCAGCCACCACAGGCCAAGUCACAACACCCGAAGCAGAAAAGAGAGAAAAUGCUCAAGUUUUCUAUAUUGCGACCGAGGACGUCCGCAUCCAAGGGGGGAAGAGUUAACGACAGACCCUACAAAAGGGCAUUGCACCGGCCCAAUUAUAUCACGGCUCCAGUGCAUGCACUUUCGACACGUGCGCUUUGUCAGCUGAAUACAACAGCAACACAACCGCAACCGUGGGAGCCUAUCGUCAGCAAUAUUAAUAAGAUCAAUGCACUUGGCCAAAACACAUUCUGGUCAACGUGCGCAUUUCCGCCACGAGCGCCGAGUCAGCGCACCGAUCAGCAACCACCGUGAGAGUUAUCGUGUCACAAGACACCUAUUCAGCAGCAACAGCAGUGACCACGGCGGCAGCGACGCCAAUAGCAGCAGCGGCAGCUUUCAUAUAAAUAUUACUUGUAUAAUUAUUCUUAAGUUAGUUCUAAUCCAGCUCCGAAAGUAAAUAAAUGUUUUUUU
This is a messenger RNA of Drosophila mojavensis, 2118 nucleotides long. RefSeq lists its product as uncharacterized. The transcript is spliced from 2 exons. NCBI's taxonomy places the organism in Eukaryota, Metazoa, Arthropoda, Insecta, Diptera, Drosophilidae. The coding region runs from base 687 to 1724 and encodes 345 amino acids. The record is from RefSeq and is a predicted model, not a curated record.